This is a messenger RNA of Nematolebias whitei (Rio pearlfish), 2997 nucleotides long. It is a transcript of the gene fam184ab, whose product is annotated as family with sequence similarity 184 member Ab. NCBI's taxonomy places the organism in Eukaryota, Metazoa, Chordata, Actinopteri, Cyprinodontiformes, Rivulidae. The transcript is spliced from 19 exons. The coding region runs from base 22 to 2853 and encodes 943 amino acids. The record is from RefSeq and is a predicted model, not a curated record.
AAGAGCAAAAUCAGUGAUGAGAUGGACCUGAAGAAGCGGAUCCAGUCCCUGGAGGAGUCCAUGGAUCUCCACGAGAGGAUGAAGAGGCAGGCGCUGGCCGAGUUCGAGAGCUACCGCCAGCGGGUGGAGGACAUGCAGCUCUGUACCGAGGCUCAGCACACGCAGCGCGUGGUGUCCAUGUCGAGGGAGGUGGAGGAGAUGAGGCGGUCUUUUGAGGAGAAGCUGCGAACGUUCAGCCAGGCCCAGGCUCAGUUUGAGCAGGAGAAGAGAGCCGCUCUGGAGGAGCUGAAGGCUGAGCACAGACAGGAGAUCCAGGAGAUCCUUCGCAGCCAUCAGAGUCAGAACGCAAACUACAGCAAAGACCAGGAAAAACUGGGGCAGCUCCAUAAAGCCGAGGUGGAUUCUCUGACGGAGCGGGUGGAGGAGCUCAAACAAGACAAGAAGAGAUUAGUAGAGGAGUACGAGGCCAAACUCAGCAAGGCUCAGGCUUUUUAUGAACGCGAGCUGGAGGCCAUGAAGAGAACCCAGCAGCUGACGGCCGACAACCUGCUGGCGUGGAAACGCACCGAGGCUGAGCUGCGGCGUGAGUUUCAGACUCAAGAGGCGGCGCUCCAAAAAACCCUGGGAAAACUGAGGUCCGAACUGGCCCGGGUAACGGAUGAAGCUCGGGAGAACCGGGAGAAGUCCUUCAAGCUGCAGACGUCGCUCAACGCAGCAGAGAGCAAUAUCAAGGAUUUAACCAAGCAGCUGGAUGAGGUGACCCAGAACUCAGAGAUCAUAGAGAUCCGUCAGAAGGAGGCCGAGUGUGAGCUAGAGGCAGCCAGAGACCGAGUCCAGCAGCAAGCAACAGAAAUCCUCCUCAAAGCCAGUCAGAUAAGCAGCCUGCAGGCCACCCAGAUGACCCAGGAGGCAGCCAUCAGGGACCUGGACAACGAGCGAAGCCGGCUGAAGGAUAAGGUGCUGAGGAUGGAGGAAGAGAGGGAGGCCCUGCAGAACCAGAGCCAAGCCCUGGAUGAGCGGCACAAGCAGCAGAUCCAAUCCCUCGAGAAGACCGUCCACGAGGAGAAGGCGUCCCACGAGAAGGACAUGAGCAACAUACGAGCUUGCUACGAAGAGGAGGCCAACCAGAUGAAGGACAGCCAGGCUCGGGCUCUGGAGGAAGUCACCAAGAAGCACAGAGUGACCCUGGAGAACGCCCUGACCAACGCAGAGAGGGACAAGAACCGCCUGCUGGCUGAGAUGGAGCUGCAGUUUGACAGGGAGCGGCUCUCUCUGGAGGAGCAGAAGACGCUCCUCGGUCAGCAGCUGGAGGAGCUGCGAGACGAGCUGACGUCCAAACUGCAGGCCGCCACCGCGGAGGUGUCUCGGCUACAGCAGGAGGUACAGAAGGGGGAGCAGAACUUUGGAACAGCUGAGGGGCAGAUCUCCACACUGAAGGAGGCGCAGGACAAACUACUGGAGGAGCUGGACGCCACCCGGGCCCGGCUGAGAGAGACCAGCAACCUUCUGACCGCCCUGCAGGGAGAGCUCGAAACCCAAAAACGUCAACAUGAAGCCAAACUCAUCACCACAAAAGAAGAAGAAAAGCUGAAGAUGGACAAGAUGGCGCUGGAGCUGGAGCUGAAAUGGACCGAAACACUCAGGCAGGAGUGUAAGAAGCUCCGCGAGGAGAUGAGAGAGGAGCACGAGGAGGACAAGGUUUCGGCUCUGUCUCAGCUGGCACAAAGUAAAGAGCAGGAGCUGAACAGUGCCAGAGAGAGCUGGCAGAGGAAAGUGGAGGACCUGCUGGAACAGAUAUCCCUGCUGAAGCAAAGCCUGGAGAUGCAGCUGUCUCAGUCGCAGUCGUCUCUGCAGCAGCUGCAGCACCAGUUCAGCCAGGAGCGGGAGCACCUGAGGAUGCAGCUGGACGAGCUGCAGACGGAGCAUCAGAGGCGGCAGCAGCGGCUGCAGGAGGCCCACCGCUGCGCCAUGCAGGACAUGGAGCACGCCAGGCAACGAGACCUGAAGGACCUGGAGGAGCGUCUGCGCCACCACCACCUCGCAGAGCUGCAGUCGCUCAGAGAGGCUCACCGGCAGAGCAUCGAGACGCUCAAGCAGCAUUCAGAGCAAGAGCUGCAAACGCUCCGCUUCGAGCUGGAAGACGAGGGCAAAGCCAUGCUGGCCUCUCUGCGCUCAGAGCUGAACCACAUCCACGCCUCGGCCAUCGAGCACCUGCGACAAACCCACCACCAGGAGUCGGCCGCCGCCAAAUCUGAGCUGGAGAAAACUCUGGACAACAACCGGACUCAGGAGCGUGAGCUGCUGAGCCGGAUCUCGGAGCUGCAGGAGGAGGUUUCCAGGAGGAAAAACCACAUCGCUCAGCUGGACCACCAGAUCCACACCCUCAACGAGAACAUCAGCACUCUCACCAAAGAGCUGGAGCUGAAGGGCAAGGAGGUGCUGAAGAUCCGCAGCGAAGCCAAUCAGCAGAUCCGGGCUCACGAGCAGGAAGUGGUGAAGAGACACGAGCGGGAGCUGACGGAGCUGAGCGCGGCCCACAGCAGAGAGACGCAGAACAUGCUGUCAGACUUCAACAAGGCACAAGAGGUGCUCAAAGACAAGAUCUCCGCCCUGCAGAUUCUGUUGGAAGGAACAGAAGAGAAGUUCAGAAACCGAGAGAGCCGUCAUGAAGACCUGCAGGUCAUCGCUGAGCUGAAGGACAUGGUCACAGAGAGAGAGUCUCUGGUCAAAAAACUGGUGGACGAUAAGAAGUUCUACCAGCUGGAACUCGUCAACAGGGAGACCAACUUCAACAAAGUGUUCAACACGAGUCCUAACGUAGGAGUCAUCAACCCACUCAUCAAGCCCUCCUGAAACGAAGGACUCCGCCAUCGACGCCACAGACGCCCAGCGCCAGGAGUGGUUCGCCCAGUACUUUUCCUUCUGAUUGACCACAAGCUUCCAGACUCGAGGAUUCAGCAUGUCAACCAAACUUGGAACAAAAAAAAAAAAAAAAAC